This is a messenger RNA of Betta splendens (Siamese fighting fish), 1586 nucleotides long. Its product is annotated as granzyme B(G,H)-like. NCBI's taxonomy places the organism in Eukaryota, Metazoa, Chordata, Actinopteri, Anabantiformes, Osphronemidae. The transcript is spliced from 6 exons. The coding region runs from base 653 to 1246 and encodes 197 amino acids. The record is from RefSeq and is a predicted model, not a curated record. Gene Ontology annotation, biological process: proteolysis. Gene Ontology annotation, molecular function: serine-type endopeptidase activity.
UGUGCUUUAAGAAUUUAGAAUGAACAAAUCAUCUCAGCAAAUAUAAAGGACGUAAACGAUUUUUAAUGAUAUUUAAAAAGGUGUACGAAGACUAAUUUCCAUGUCUAAAAAUUUCUAACAAAUACAAUUCUUUUUUGAUGUAGAUGAGUAGUAACUACAAACAGGAGGACGAAAAAAAAAAACAAAAAAAAACUUACAAAUGCAGUUGCACUUUUUGGUUUAUUUGAUUUGGCCAAGCAGAAGCUCACAUGUAAGAGAACCUGGUAUAAAGGGAGUAAAAUUAUGAGAGUACAAAUAUAAAAUACUUAUGUAGGCCCCUGUUUCAGUACAUGUAUGCCACGGCCUACUUCAUAACACGUGACUAACUGACAUGUUCCACUGUGGUGAAGAGAAAUAAAAUGACUGACAGUGAGGCACAAGAAACAAAGGUUUAAUUACUGGAGCAUUGGUGUCAUAGCCGUGACUGUGAGAACACAAACACCCAAAGACUUCGGUGGCUUCACCACCUACCUCCUACUUAUUUACUGACCACAGACCACCACCAUUUCUCUACAUCAGCUCAUGAAGCAGUUAAGAUGAUGCAGGUGAAAACCACAGGGUCGCCUUCUGUGUUUUAUAAAGGCCACAUGAAGCCCUCAAAGAAGACAAAGUCAUGCUUGCUUGCAUGAUGCACGGUCUUUUCACACUUCUGCUCGUUCAUCUUCUGGCGUCGCUCUGCCAAUAUGCACAUGGGAGUGAGAUCAUCCAUGGGAGAAAAGUCCCAGAUGGCAAGAUGCCGUACAUGGUCUCAUUGCAGAACAACAACAAUGCACACGUAUGUGGAGGAUUCCUCAUCAGUGAAGAAUUUGUGUUGACUGCUGCACAUUGUGACAAAGCCACACAUGUGGUUCUUGGGACUCACAAUCUAAAGAAGGUUGAUAAUAACACAAGGAAGCAGAUUGUGAUGAAGUGCCAGUAUCCAUCUUAUGAAAGCCCUAAAUUUGGACAUGACAUCAUGCUUCUCAAACUAUCCCAAAAAGCUUCUCUGAACAAGAAAGUAAAACUAAUUAAACUUUCAGGAAACCAAAAACUAAAGGACAACCAAAAUUGCAGUGUGGCUGGAUGGGGUUUUACAGUAUCUGGUGGUAAAGUUGUGAGUGAGCUGCAAGAGGUGGAUAUAAGACAAAAUCAGGAUUCUGCCAGGGUGACUCUGGUGGGCCUCUGGUAUGUGGUGGGAUGGCUGUUGGAAUUGUGUCUUUCAACUUGAAGGGCAACUGCCAAUACCCGAAUCUACCCAACAUCUAUACAGACAUAAAAAAGUAUGUGCCCUGGAUCAAAAAAACUCUGAAGAAAAAGCAGUGUGUGUGAAUGUCACAGUAAUGACUUGGCACCCUGCAUUUAGACUGUGAGCUGUGUUCUCUUUUCUACUGAACUUGAAUAGUGUCACCUACUUACAAAAUAGAGAUGACGUAGAUAGAAACCACAGUUUCCCUUACUAAGCAAAGUAAAGCUGGAGUCAUGCAGAGUUUUCUGAUGCUGUUUCUAUUCUAUCCUCUCAGUGUUACUGUAGCUUUUGCCAAAAUGAUGAAUAAAAGCUUAUUUUGAAA